ACAUACCAUGCUGUCAGAAGGCCAAGACGCGGGAGUGCCAAGCGAGUGUGAGAGAGUGUUGAAGACGUCCCUGAACGAUGACGAGAUGGUAGAGGCCCUGAUCAAAACCUGCGCGACCCCCCUGACAUGAGGGAUCCCUUGUGGCAAUGUUUCCUGUUUCCCCCGGUUACCAAGAAGAAUGAGACGCUGCCUGUCAUUGCCUUUGAUAGUGCUAGGCUCCAGUGCUGUGCCAAGGCCUCUUCCGACCGCUGUAGGGAGCUUUGCACACAUACAUACACAAAGAGCUGGACAAAGCACGGGUCCGAGUUUGACAAGAGUUGUUCGUUUAUCCAGCCUGUGUCUGUUCUGGAGGCUCCCAUGCACAACUGUCUGCAUGAUGUUGAUGAACCCUGCAAACUAGGCUGCAGCCAGCUGGAAUUCUGCACCAACUUCAACUUCCGUCCAACCGAGCCCUUCAGGUCGUGCACCAGGUCUGCUGACGAGAGCGCGCGAAAAACGAUCAAGAUCUGGCAGAAGGGGAUGAUCUCACUGCCCCAGAUGACCAUCCCAGUCAAAGAUAUCCGUGAGUGUGAACCAGAGCUGUGGAAGGCUAUCGCUUGUGCUGUCCAGAUCAAACCCUGCCACUCCAAGCCCAGCCCAAUCUCAAUCUGCCAGGAGGACUGCAUCUACAUCCUUAACAAGUGCGUGGACUACACACGUCUCACCAGUGAUCAGAGUGUACCCCAGCUAUGUAACCCACUGCCAAAACUCUCCGACCCUGGGGCUUGUACAUCGGUCACCAGAUACCUCACGGAAAGUGAACAUGUGUCGAAGUCGUGGGAGGUGACAAAUCCAUGUCGCCCCAACCCGUGCCGAUCUCGGGAGUUGUGUCAUGUCCGCCGCAGGAAGUGUAAACACAAGGACAACUGCAAGCCUUACAUAUGUAAAUCCGCCUGCCUGUUGGGGCAUGUAUCCAGUUUCCUUGUCCCCCACGGAGCGUAUGUGCGGAUACCGGACCAGCAGACCAGCACACGUAGCCAGCAGUGCUUCAAGGCAUGCCGUUGUGGACACCGCAGGGAGGUCGGCAACUGCUCUCCCCUCACAUGUCUACAGAACAAGAACUGCAACAUGGGACCAGGACACAUCAAAGAUCAUGGCAGCCAUUUUGUGGUUGAUGGAAGCAACUGUAUCUGCAAUGCUGGUCACCUGAUCUGUGCCCGGCGGACAUGCUCAGUGGACCCCAGUCUUACAGCCGGUCACUACACAGGUAUGCCUGGGAACUGCCCCGCCACCUACCAGCCCAUGUGUGGAGGAAACGGCAAGACUUUCCCCAAUGCCUGCCUUGCCAAGUGUGCGGGACUCCAGGAGAGUGAUCUGCAGAUAGGCGUGUGCAGCACCAUCAACCCGUGUCACACUGAUCCGUGUGGGGAGGGGCUUAGAUGUCUUGCUAAGCGACAAGUCUGCAUCACCGGGAAGAACUGUCUACAACAUGAGUGCAUUCCUGCAACCGAUUUCAACAACUGCAACAACCACAUCCACGACCCUGUGUGCGACACCCACGGAGAGGAAUUCACCAAUGCGUGUGUGCUGUACUCCCAUGGACGGAAACUGGCCUACAGAGGGCACUGUAUGACGAACUGUGCAGAUUCUGGGACCGUGUGCGGUCACAACGGUGAAACCUACCCCAGCGAAUGUGCUGCCCUAGCUGAUCGUGUUACUAUGGAUUACCGUGGAGAGUGCCGCGCCUUUGGGAACCUCACAGCCAACUCUCCAAAGACAAGCACCUGCGCCCACAUCAAGUGUCCUGAGCUUCGACCAAAACACUGCCAUGGAGUUACCCCCCCUGGUGCCUGCUGUCCUAUAUGUGCUGCCGAGCUCCAAGCGCUGUUCGACCCACGUGUGGCGGAGUUUGCUUCCAAGGAGAUGGGCGGUGGGCCAAUGAGCGUCACCGUCCUCCUCAACAUGCUGUCCGACCACCUGAUGGUAGCGGAGUGUGAUGUGUUUGGGUAUCUUGGUGUAGAUGGCGCUCUCAUCAUCCUCAUCGCCCCAGUAACACAGGUCCCGACAGAACUACAGGUUGAAGCUUGUAUCAGCGUAGCUCGGCGGUUAGAGGAUCUCAUCAGGACAGGAAGUCCGACACUCAUGUCUUACCUGAUCUUGACCCCUCUUCUCCUUGCCCCAAUGAGAGCUCCACGUCUCGGCCAUGUCAAUGCUGCAGCCAUUUUGUCUCCUGCCUCAUUAUCAAUUCUGGUUGCUAUGACGAUAUUAACAUUAAUAGUCACACGAACAAAGUUGUGAUGACUCUAAGAAUCUCAAAAGUUAUAUUUUUGUUUCCACAUUUGAAAAACAUUUUUUAAAGUUGUGACCAUGAUGCCAACAAACAAUGUUGCUAAGCAACCGUCAAAAGGACACCUGGUGUUUUUACUGGAGGUGUUUCUCGUUAAGCCUUGUCCUUUCUACGGAGGAAUGGGUGAUAGAAAAAAAUCUGGUCAAAGACAAGUGUGAUCUAUAGCUGAGGGUCUGUUUGGGAGAAGAAUUUACACGAGGAGGAGGAAACAGUUCAUCGAUUGAGGAAGAACCCUAACAGACCCUCUGAAAAGGUUACCUGAAGGAUCUGCACAUUUUAAUUCAGGGAUUAGACUCAUGUGAAGCUUGCCACGUCUGAAAAUGGUCAGCGAUCAUAUGAAAAACAUUCACAUUUUACAAAAUGUGUUCAGUCACUAAGGGCACUGGUAUAAGGGUGAUCAGUUUUGUAGCUUUAAGAGGAGAAAUACAGCGUUCUUGGAACACCGUAAGAAGUUGUUGUGCCAAAACAGGACAUUUCUGGAUGUUGUCCUGCUGCGUGGCAAAGUGACAAAUCUGCUAUCUUCCGCUUGGGACUUGUUAACAAGUUGUCAUGCGACAUGACUCUACAGUCAUGUGAAUCAUCAUGUGAUUUGUCAUGGGAAUAUAAAUAGUCUUGUUAUUACACAAGUGACCACGGCACAUUUAUGAACUCGGUCAUGUGACUUGUCAUGUGAUGUUUCUGUCUGAAGCGGUUGUUGCAGACGUAGUAUGAUUGGAAGUGAUAGUAGUCGUCAGGAGGCAUUAUACGGCCUCACUUACCCAACACUGGAGAUAUAGCAAUGUAUUGCGAUAUACCAAAGGUCUCCAUAACGAGAAGCUAUACUCUAGAGGUAGCUGUUGACCGUCAGUAUGUGAUAUUUAGUGUGUGUGCUCGUUCUGUUUUAUGAAAUGUACAUAUGUCAUUACUUUCCGUCGUAGAUGCAUAUUUAGUGCUAUGAGGAGUUCUCUCCUUCUACCCCACAUUGUAUUUGAAAAAUUAUCAUAUUACAAGAAUUAUUCAUUUUUUUAUAAAUUGAAGUAUAUACUUUUAAGAUUAUCAUUUGUUCAAAUUCCAAUUAUUUAACAAAGUGUUGCUACCCUGGGGCAGUGGGAUAGCCUAGUGGUUAAAGUGUUCGCUCGUCAUGCUGAAGACCAGGGUUUGGUUCCCUACAUGGGUACAAUGUGUGAGGCCCAUUUCUGGUGUCCCCAGCCAUGACAUGGCUGGAAUAUUCCUAAAAGCGGCGUAACACUCACUUUACUUGUGCAUUAGUGAAUUUUUGUAGUUUACAGACAUCUUCCCUUUUUGAAGAUGAGCAGAAACAAUUAUAAACAUAACAUUAUCCCCUGGUGUGAAAUGGUAUAAGGGGAGACAACUCUUCCAUGAUUUAUCUGCCGAUGAAAGCAACCCACACCAUGCAUUGACCUGUCCACAUAUUGACAGUAUCUGUUCAAGAAUCAGUAUUCCUAAAAACUACUUACCACAUAUCAGAUAUAUGUCUCGGUCGUCAUGUGUUCUCUGAAAUACUACUCCCCUAAGGAGUAUGCAAGAACAACGAAAAUUGCAUCUCCCCUUUAACUCUUGUGUAAUAAUUCAAAUCUUCAUAAAUAAUAAAUAAUUUAACCCUUCUGACUGAUGUCAGUGUGUGAGGACUGUGUGUGAAUCAGUGCGAGGUUUGCAUACAUGUGAAUGUGUGUUAGAGAGCGAUAUUCAUCAUGUAUUCACUGUUGCCAUGGUUAUCACUGUUGCUAUGGUUCUUCAUUCGUUACCGCAGUGAUAAACACUUGCUUUCCAUUAUUCCAGUCACAGCAUCCUAUUUUGUUAUGAAAACUGAAUCAAAAUCAACAUCUGUAUUUCUUCACUGGUGGUAUUUCCCUAAGUGAUACUUCUUUCUAGUAACCAUGGUUACAAGGUCAUAGAAUUAGUAGACAUGUAUCAGAGAUAUAUUUUUGUGAAUCUCAUUAGAUUGGUUACCAUGUCAACCUGAAUAGUGGCCGAUUGAACACAAUGUAUUAUUUAGGAGCACAAUUAUUUCUUAUGUAUGUCAAUUUCACUCAAUCAAAUUUCCAGGAAUACACUGUCCAUUCUGAAAAAACUAAAUUCUUUAACAUUUCUGAAAAUACAUAUUUAUUAUUAUACUAUAUUGUUUUUUGACAAAAAAGUGUGAUGAAUUAUACUAGCUUCUUGUACAUUGAUACAAGGACUCGACAUCCGAGAAUAGUUCUGUUGAUGAAUGGCAUAAUUCUAUUUCAGUCGACGUACCCACCGAACCCAAGUUUUUGUGUGCUUGUUGCUAUAGCAACCAUUUUGUUUGUUGCUUUUUAUUUAUCUCUAUCCUGAUUUUGUGUUAUUGCAUAAUUUAACCCAAAAAACAGUUCUAGAUGUUUGUUAUGGUAGUUUUUAAGAUUUAUACUUUGUUUUUUAAUCUGUUUUUGUUUCAUCAAUUAACGACACCAAAUAUUGCCAAGACGAAUAACAUGCUGCCGCCAAAUGGAAUGUAUAGGUAGUGAUAAAUUAGUGAGUGAGUUUUGAGUUGGACUCUGCUUGUAAAUCAGUUAGUUGAACUUUAGUCUGUAACCCCUGCUUCGAAAUAUUUCCAAAUCAUAACCCCAUUUGAAGUAUUAAAAAAUCAUUUAUGUAGAUUUAGGCUUAGGUGGCUCAGACCCAGAAUAGUUUUAAGCAGGGGUAGGGGCAGAAACGUUUGCAGUCAUUUUAUUUCUUUACCAUGCCAAAGAUAACUGUCUUAUCAUGCUUACUUUUAGAUUCUCUGCUUUUGCCUUAAUAUAAAUUCUGAAGGAUAAAAUAUGAAAUGAUCCUGGUUGAUAAGCCACAAGAAAAUAUAAAACUAGAUUCCACUUUGGACGUGCAAGUGAUUUACUGUUUCGACUGUUAGAUAAUGAUGAUGCUUAAUGGAGUUACCUCCCUUAGCUGGAGGUUACCUGCCGUGUGUGGGUAUGUUCAUGCAUUUGUGUGACAUUUGACAAUGCUGACAAACUGCCACUAUUAAUUCACUCAUUCCUUGAAGCUUUUGUUGUUGAAUUUGCGCUACAAAGAAAUUUUCGACUAGUGAAAACAGCUGAAAGUAUCAACUACCAAGUCUAACAUGCACUUCGUAGUGGAUACGUUGAGCUUGGCUUUACAACUAGCAUAAAACUGGAUAACAUCUGAAGCGAAAA
This is a messenger RNA of Haliotis rubra (blacklip abalone), 5478 nucleotides long. RefSeq names its product reversion-inducing cysteine-rich protein with Kazal motifs-like. The record is from RefSeq and is a predicted model, not a curated record. Gene Ontology annotation, molecular function: protein binding; metalloendopeptidase inhibitor activity. Gene Ontology annotation, cellular component: plasma membrane. Bases 127 to 2277 code for a protein of 716 amino acids. Gene Ontology annotation, biological process: extracellular matrix organization. The transcript has 16 exons. NCBI's taxonomy places the organism in Eukaryota, Metazoa, Mollusca, Gastropoda, Lepetellida, Haliotidae.